Messenger RNA from Histoplasma capsulatum G186AR, 1263 nucleotides. RefSeq lists its product as uncharacterized. The coding region runs from base 1 to 1263 and encodes 420 amino acids. The transcript has a single exon. The record is from RefSeq and is a predicted model, not a curated record. NCBI's taxonomy places the organism in Eukaryota, Fungi, Ascomycota, Eurotiomycetes, Onygenales, Ajellomycetaceae.
AUGUCUAGCUACAAAACCCUGUUGAUCUUCUUCUCCCCACUCCUCUUUCGCAAGGCGAGAUCUUGCUUCCACUCCCUCCGCUCCUCGCUCGCCCAACGUCCCCAGCCUCGUCCCUUGCCGCCAGGAGCAGCCCUUGCCCUGAACAUUCUCUUCAUCUCCACCUGUCUAUUCCUCUUACUUUCAUUCCCCGCCUGGACAGAUCUGAACCCGCAUGCGCCGUCCUCGAACAUCUUCGCCCUCACUCAAUCUCGCCUUAACACUCCGACCGAAAUCCUCUUUAACCGCCUCGCCCGCCUCCGCCCAAACAAUACCCUCACCAGCCUCGACACCCAGCUAAAAGCAAAAUUCACCUCCCCCACCCUCCGUAGACUCUACCUACGCUACGGUCCGGAAACCCUACUAGCCUGCCCUUUCUGCACCCCGGAUGCCGAAACAACAUACCUCCUCUACUACCUCCCCUUACACACCUUCCUCCCCCAUCUCCUCCACCUCCUAAUAACUGGCCUCGUAACCUCCAACCCCCUCACCGGCUCCAGUGCUAGCCGCUUCCGCUCGAAAUUCACCCUAACAGCCCUCUCCCUUCUUCUCCUCGAAACCCUCCUCGUUGCCUUCUACAACCCCGCCUCCUCCCCCAACCCCGCAAAAGCACACCACAAAACCCCCUCCGCAAAUCCACAAGACAUCCCCACAAGCUUCCACAACAACCUCACGACCUUCCGCCUACUCACCUUUACAAUCUUCGACGCUCUCGCCGCCGGCACCAUCUACCUCGCUGCCACGCAUAGAUUCUUCUACACACCCCCGACCCCGGCAGAGGUCACGGAUCAACUCGUUGCGAUCGCCUCCGCGACCCUGGCCAACGCCACGGCGAAAGUGCAUGCGGUUAGCGUCGUGCGGAACGCGACUGUGCGGGAUCGCGGGCUGAAAGCGAGGGAUGAUGCGUACUGGACGGCUGUGGUGGCUAUGGAGGGCUCUGGGUUGUUGGGGACAUCUCUGGGAGGGCUAGGGGAGGGGGGUAGUGUUUGGGAAGAAGAGGAGGUUGUUAGGGCGAUGACGAGCGUUAUGCGGAGGAGAAAUGCGGGGAGGAAGGGGGAUGUGGUUGAUGUUGGGCGGUUGGGGGUUGAGGCGAACUCGUAUGUUGAGGGGAUUACGGCGGGGUUGGGGAGGGGGGAUGAUGAUGAUGAUGAUGGUGAUGGUGAUGGUGGUUAUGAUGGUAAUAGCCGAGAUGGAAAUGGGAGUGGGAGAAGUAGAAGUAGGAGUUGA